Molecule: messenger RNA, 3735 nt
Organism: Rotaria socialis
Lineage: Eukaryota; Metazoa; Rotifera; Eurotatoria; Philodinida; Philodinidae
Source: the annotation of a GenBank genome assembly
AUGAAGAUACACAUAACAAUAUCGUUUUUGAUUUGCACAAUUACUUCGAGCUUGGCUUAUUUGUGUCCAACACCUCACGGAACAUAUCCACAUGAAUGGAAUAAAGCAGCAUAUUAUCGUUGUUCAGGAGGAUGCGAUUAUCAAGAAAGUUGUCCUCCAGAUACUUUUUAUUCUAAUGUAGCUGGUAAAUGUGAAAUGAAACCAGGCACUUGGAUUCCAUACUAUGAUUUAACAGGAAGAAAUCAAUGGAAUAAUAUCAUGAUGGAAAUUAUUCAAACAAGCUACAAUGUACAAUGGAUGUUUAUUCUCAGUAUUAUACUACAGUUAUUACUCGCUACCGGUGGUUACUGUCAAGAUGACAUACCUGGUCUUGAUGACAUAGCAUCUGGUUAUGAUGCAGCUAAGAUGAUUUCUGCUAGUGAACAAAAUUCCAAGUAUCGUAUUUUUGAUUUCAGUGAAGUAAGUGCGACUCCAUAUAAAAUCAAAAUAUUUGGGAAAGAGCGAGUAUUUACGAAACCUCGACACGUUCAAAUCACUGACAUCAGUCUGCGAAGACAAUCUACUUGUGAAACAGUUGCUUAUACAUUUGAGACAUUUUUUCGAAGUUAUUGUCGAUCGACUUCAUUUGGCAUUGGAAUUGGUUUACCUGGUGUAGCUAAUGUUGCAAUAGGAUAUAGUAAAACCUUGAAGGAAAUCGAACAAUCCAUGAAAAGAAAUGAUAAAGCUGUAGGAAUAUCAUCGACAUGGUGGGGUUUUUAUUCCAUUCAAAUUGCGCCUCCUUUUCUUAUGAAAUUAGAUCCAAUGUUCACUGGAAGUGUUGAGUUACUUGCUACUGAAGCACCAAAUCCAUCGAAUGAAGAUCAUCAAACAUUUUACAAUCAAUUUGUUCAAACAUUUGGAACACAUUAUGUUUCGCGUGUUAUUGUUGGUGGUACAGCGUAUUUAUAUUCAUUAAUUGACUCAAGUUUUCAUAAUAAAUCCUCAUAUCGAGAAGUAUCGAGUCAAGUUAGUUUAAUGUUUCAAUAUAAGUCGGGUAGUUUAAGUGUCGGAGAAACCCAAACAUCAGUUCUGCAAAAAAUGAGCGAAACAUUUAAGAAAAAUACAGAAUCGUUAACAAUUUUUCAACCUCCAAUACCAAAUGACGACAGUAGAUCCGACUGGGAAGUGUGGCAACGAAAAGCUAGUGAUAAUCCAGUUGUAGUUAAUCGAACACUAUUUUCUAUUGAUAGUUUAAUCAGAAGCAAACCAAGAGUUCAAGAACAUUUGCGUAAAACAAUUCAAUUCUAUUUGAGAGACGGAGUAAUGCCAACAUUUGCGCAAUUGAGUGGACGAAGUACAGGCCGUCGCAUUUCAAUUGAAUAUAAACCUAUUGGUCCCAUACAUGGACUUGAUGUUGUUGGUUGUGGAUAUGAUAUUCUAAAGAUGGAAAGUAAAUUUUGCAUUUUCGAUCAAAGUAACUUCACUGAGAAUGAACGUUGGUCAGAUCCAUACAAUAAAAAUUUGACAUAUUCCGUCCCUAAUGGCUGGUUUGUUGUCAAUACUCCUGAAUCAUUGGCACUUGAUGGCGAAAUGACAGUAACAUCUGUGGAAGAUUAUUUUCGUUCGAAAACUACUGUUACUGUUAGAAGAUCAGGUGGCUGGUUUGGCAUUGGCCGACGAACUAGUCGAACAACAGUAACGGAGUUUUAUCGUCGUUUUUAUCAAGAUUACUAUAAUUUGGUACUUCGAAUGAAACAAAUUGGCUGGUAUACAUUAUCGGUGUCAGCAUUUCCCUAUCCAAAAUUAAAUCCUAUAUUUCAACAAGCAUUGGAUAGUUUGCCAGUAUAUUUCGAUGCAAACGAUAUAAAAAUUUGGAAAGAAUUUUUUGAAACCUUCGGAACGCAUGUUGUUGUAUCAUCGAACAUGGGAGGUCAAGUUUGGGCAGAAACCUGGUAUGAGAAAUGUUUAACUUAUGAACAUUCACAAAGAUGGAUUGAUGAACAAGUAUCAAGAAAUUGGUUUGGAUUUAGAGUAGGUGUCAAAAACAUAAAUGAUUACACAAAAACAGUUGACGAACGUUUCAAACAACAUUCUAUUUUUACAUCUGAACUAUUAGGUGGUACUGAAUCUAUUGAUCCAUCGGAAUGGGAAAAGUGGGCACCAACAAUUAAAACAAAACCUCGAGCUAUUUCUUAUCGUCUUCUCGCAUUAGACGAAUCCCUACCGCCAGGUGAUCUACGUAACGCAGUUAAAGCAGCAAUUAAUUAUAUUUUAACUACAGCUGAAAAAGAAGAACUUCGUUAUGUAAGUCAAUUAAAAAGUAUGCGAGAUCCACCGCAGAAAAAAUGUAGUCGUAAUGAAAUUCGUACAAAACGAUCUUCAGAAACAACUCCGGAAGAAGAAGCAAAGAAACAAUUCUGUCCCUACAUUGGAUAUAAAGGACAAGAAUGUCUUGGAUCACAAAUCAGAGGGCGAUCUUUAAUAGCAGCCAAUGCUACCCGACUACCUAUUGGUGUUGGUAUGACACUUGAUAUAACUACAGGUAGACUACUUCUUCCUGCAUUGGAAAAUAACUUUUUUGGAAACAAUUAUUGGAUUGAUCCUAACACGAAUAGAAUGUAUCAAGCUCCUCGUGGAAUCACAUUUCCGAGAAUUAGUCAAGACGAAAAUCGACCUGUUUCUCGUGUCUUUCUCUCGGCAGCUGAAUUAUCAAAUGAAUGGAAAUAUGAAAGAUUGCGAGGAAGUUGGCUAGGUGGCGAAUUUGGUCAUUCGAAAUCAUUACUUGAUAUUUACAGUCGAUUUUUUUCAAAGAAUCAAGCAACAGCUAUUACACAGAAACCAACAGUUUUAUAUCGAUUACGUGUUGAAAAUCUCCGAUUAAAUCAAUAUGCCCGAGAGGCCAUCGAGAAACUACCAGCUAUAUAUAAUGAAACUUUAUAUGAUGAUUUCUUACAAAAUUGGGGUACACAUAUAGUACAGCAAGCUCUUGUUGGAGGAAUGCGGGAGCAACAAGUUCUUUUUAAAGAUUGUGUAUUUUCAUUCAAUGGUGCCAUUACAUCAGAUAAUUUAAAUGAAUAUCUCAGAAGAGAUAUUCUCUCGCAAACACUUGGAAAUAGUUUUUAUGCUGAUCGUCGAAAGAUUAAUGUUGAUCAUAUAGUUGGCGGUGAUCCAACUGAAAAAAAUGAAACACGUUGGCUACAAACAUUGGCUGCUAAUCCUGCUUUGUUGAAAAUCGAAGAAUAUGUUCCUUGGUCAGAUUUGAUUCAGAUCGAUCGAAGUGUACGUGAAAAUUUAAGAAGAAUCAUUCAAUCUCGUACGAUAGCAGCUGAUCAAAUUCGAAUUGAUGAAGAAAAUCAAUUGAACGAACAACGUCUUAAUGGAAGCUUUUUGGAAAAAGAUGGUUAUAUCGGUCUUCUAAGUAAUGGUGUAUGCAAUAUUAUACCUGCAACAUUUGGUUCUGUAAAAGAUUGUUCCGAAGGAUGUGCAACUCAAGCAAUGGUAAGAGUCAAUCAAGAUUUUCUCGAUAAUCAACAGCUGUUUUAUGUACGAGAUGAAACAACUGGAUUUAUUCGCAGUCGAACACGUAUCGAUGGACAAACAGUACUUGAAGGACCUCUAGUUAAUGCCGGAUGUUCAUCGAUUGCAACCGGAAGAGAACCGACGGUAUCUGCUCAUAUAUGUGUCUCGUGUGAUUUAGUCAAUAGCUUUCAAAAUCAAUGUGCAUGUGUUUGUCCAAGAUAUCCAUCAUCGAGCUAA